Messenger RNA from Capra hircus (goat), 4979 nucleotides. It is a transcript of the gene MATR3, whose product is annotated as matrin 3. Gene Ontology annotation, molecular function: zinc ion binding; RNA binding. The record is from RefSeq and is a predicted model, not a curated record. Bases 494 to 3187 code for a protein of 897 amino acids. NCBI's taxonomy places the organism in Eukaryota, Metazoa, Chordata, Mammalia, Artiodactyla, Bovidae. Gene Ontology annotation, cellular component: nucleus. The transcript has 18 exons.
CCGCCCCGGGGCGGGGCUCCCCUCGGCGCCCGACUGCCCUUUUCCCCGGCGGUCUCUGACCCGGCUGCUGCGUCCCUACCGAGCUCCGGACACGUGCCGAGCAUCCGGCUGUGAACUUUUGAGCAGAUGCAGCCCCAGGAUGACUCAAAAGUAGGGCAUCCUUGGCCCUCCUGAAGAGAUGAAAUUAGUGGCAAGUGGACCACCUAUCUGUAUGGCAUUAUCAGAUGCCUUUGCCUGAGUGAGAAACCUUCCUCCGCUGGGAUCCCGGCGGUCUGAUGGCCCUUUGUGACAUCCAAAUAAGUAAUAGUUGUCUGCUGGUUCUCAGCUUGAAGAAGAUUCUACAGUCCUUAUUGAUCCUUUUUCUUGGCGUUACCAUUUUUUGAAGCAAAGUUAACCUAGUUUUCUAGUUGAGCUUUCUUUUUGGCCAUCUUAACAAAAAAAAAAUUUUUUUUUUUUUUUUAAAUCUAUAAACUAGACAAGAGAUAGUUCUACAAUGUCCAAGUCAUUCCAGCAGUCAUCUCUCGGUAGGGACUCGCAGGGUCAUGGGCGUGACCUGUCUGCAGCAGGAAUAGGCCUUCUUGCUGCUGCUACCCAGUCUUUAAGUAUGCCAGCAUCUCUUGGAAGGAUGAACCAGGGUACUGCACGCCUUGCUAGUUUAAUGAAUCUUGGAAUGAGUUCUUCAUUGAAUCAACAAGGAGCUCAUAGUGCACUGUCUUCUGCUAGUACUUCUUCCCAUAAUUUGCAGUCUAUAUUUAACAUUGGAAGUAGAGGUCCGCUCCCUUUGUCUUCUCAACACCGUGGAGAUGCAGACCAGGCCAGUAACAUUUUGGCCAGCUUUGGUCUGUCUGCUAGAGACUUAGAUGAACUGAGUCGUUAUCCAGAGGACAAGAUUACUCCUGAGAAUUUGCCCCAAAUCCUUCUGCAGCUUAAAAGGAGGAGAACUGAAGAAGGCCCUACAUUGAGUUAUGGUAGAGAUGGCAGAUCUGCUACACGGGAGCCACCAUACAGAGUACCUAGGGACGAUUGGGAAGAAAAAAGGCACUUUAGAAGAGAUAGUUUUGAUGAUCGUGGUCCUAGUCUCAACCCAGUGCUUGAUUAUGACCAUGGAAGUCGUUCUCAAGAAUCUGGUUAUUAUGACAGAAUGGAUUAUGAAGAUGACAGAUUAAGAGAUGGAGAAAGGUGUAGGGAUGAUUCUUUUUUUGGUGAGACCUCGCAUAACUAUCAUAAAUUUGACAGUGAGUAUGAGAGAAUGGGACGUGGUCCUGGCCCCUUACAAGAGAGAUCUCUCUUUGAGAAAAAGAGGGGCGCUCCUCCAAGUAGCAAUAUUGAAGACUUCCAUGGACUCUUACCGAAGGGUUAUCCCCAUCUGUGCUCUAUAUGUGAUUUGCCAGUUCAUUCUAAUAAGGAGUGGAGUCAACAUAUCAAUGGAGCAAGUCACAGUCGUCGAUGCCAGCUUCUUCUUGAAAUCUACCCAGAAUGGAAUCCUGACACUGAUACAGGACACACAAUGGGUGAUCCAUUCAUGUUGCAGCAGUCUACAAACCCAGCACCAGGAAUUCUGGGACCUCCACCCCCAUCAUUUCAUCUUGGGGGACCAGCAGUUGGACCAAGAGGAAAUCUGGGUGCUGGAAAUGGAAACCUGCAAGGACCAAGACAUAUGCAGAAAGGCAGAGUGGAAACUAGCCGAGUUGUUCACAUCAUGGAUUUCCAGCGAGGGAAAAACUUGAGAUAUCAACUAUUACAGCUGGUGGAACCAUUUGGAGUUAUUUCAAAUCAUCUUAUUCUAAAUAAAAUUAAUGAGGCAUUUAUUGAAAUGGCAACCACAGAAGAUGCUCAGGCUGCAGUGGAUUAUUACACAACCACCCCAGCAUUAGUAUUUGGCAAGCCAGUGAGAGUUCAUUUAUCCCAGAAGUAUAAGAGAAUAAAGAAACCUGAGGGGAAGCCAGACCAGAAGUUUGAUCAAAAACAAGAGCUUGGACGGGUGAUACAUCUCAGCAACUUACCUCAUUCUGGCUAUUCUGACAGUGCUGUCCUCAAGCUGGCUGAGCCUUAUGGGAAAAUAAAGAAUUAUAUACUGAUGAGGAUGAAAAGUCAGGCCUUUAUUGAGAUGGAGACCAGAGAAGAUGCAAUGGCAAUGGUUGACCACUGUUUGAAAAAGGCCCUUUGGUUUCAAGGGAGAUGUGUAAAAGUUGACCUGUCUGAAAAAUACAAAAAAUUGGUACUCAGGAUUCCCAACAGAGGGAUUGACUUACUCAAAAAAGAUAAAUCCCGGAAAAGAUCUUACUCUCCAGAUGGCAAAGAAUCUCCAAGUGAUAAAAAAUCCAAAACUGAUGGUUCUCAGAAGACUGAAAGUACUGCUGAAGGUAAAGAACAAGAAGAGAAGUCAGGUGAAGAUGGUGAAAAAGAUACAAAGGAUGACCAGGCAGAACAAGAGCCUAACAUGCUUCUUGAAUCUGAAGAUGAGCUUCUUGUAGAUGAAGAAGAAGCAGCAGCACUGCUAGAAAGUGGCAGUUCAGUGGGAGAUGAAACAGAUCUUGCUAAUUUAGGGGAUGUGGCAUCUGAUGGGAAAAAAGAACCUUCAGACAAAGCUGUGAAAAAAGAUGCAAAUGCCAGUGCUUCUGGAGCUGCAAAGAAAAAGCUUAAAAAGCGUCGUUUCCCAGGGAAUAUGGAAGGUUUUGUCACUCUAGAUGAGGUUGGUGAUGAGGAAGAUUCGGAACUUCAGAAACUUCGUAAAUCGGGCAUGGCAUUUAAAUCUGGUGACAAAAAUGAUGAUGGUUUGGUUGAAAUUAAGGUGGACAAGAUCGAGGAACUUGACCAAGAAAAUGAAGCAGCGUUGGAAAAUGGAAUUAAAAAUGAGGAAAAUACAGAGCCAGGUGCUGAAUCUGCUGAGAAUGCCGAUGAUCCCAACAAAGAUACAAGUGAAAAUGCAGAUGGCCAAAGUGAUGAAAACAAGGAGGACUAUACAAUCCCAGAUGAGUAUAGAAUUGGACCAUAUCAACCCAAUGUUCCUGUUGGUAUAGACUAUGUGAUACCUAAAACAGGGUUUUACUGUAAGCUGUGUUCACUCUUUUAUACAAAUGAAGAAGUUGCAAAGAAUACUCAUUGCAGCAGCCUUCCUCAUUAUCAGAAAUUAAAGAAAUUUCUGAAUAAAUUGGCAGAGGAACGCAGGCAGAAGAAGGAAGCUUGAGAUGUGCAAGAAGCUUAAUUAUUUCAAAGAAAAUAAUGGUUCUUUGUUUUUAAAUGUUAACCUUUUUUAAAUACAGUACUGAUAGUUAGAAGAAAACUAUUGUAUUCUUUUGUUUUAGUGGAAAAUAAUAGAUAAUAGAUGUCUGUUCAUGUGUUAAGUGUUAUAGCAAAAAUACAUAUACGGUUAAGUUAAUGAAGAAUUGUUUUUGUUUUAUCAAAAUAGUAACAGACAGAAAUACUUUGUAGAGACUGACUUCAUAUGCUAAAGAUACUUGCACCACUAAGAAAGAUAUGUAGAAGCAUUCAGAGAAAUGAAAUUUAGUAGUUCCAAGCUUCAGAGAUAUGUCAAAACUUUUGAUUCCAUUCAAUAAAGAACAAAACCAAUUGUAUUUUUAUUACUUUCAUCUGAAACAUUCCACAUUUUAAUCUGAGCCUUGCAGACUUUUCAUUUGGAGUUUGAAGCAUUUUUGGUUUUGUUUCAUUUAUGGAGAACUUCACUAAUGUGAGAUUGGUAAUUAAAAUGCAGGUGCAGUUUUCUUUCAAUGUCAUGUUGUUUAGAUAAUAAGAAAUAUUAAGUAAUUGGCUUUAGAUUUUGUAAUUUUUUCCCCUAAGUUCCUGCUAGAUUUCGUAUUCUAGAAGUCAAUGUAUUUUCAGUGAAAUGUAAAAAUAUUCCCCUUCUCUUUGACCAGUAUUAAUUUCUUGAGAUCUUAUUGCUUGUCACUUGAAUCCUGUAGCUGUCAUACAUCAUCUGGUAUAAGCAACAUUUGAUUUUUGAAGUGUGUAGACCAUCUCUUUGUAUUUUCAGGAUGUAAUUUUACAUUUCUGCAUUUUAAAAACAGUUUGGCCAUAAUCUUAGACGCACGCUUCUAAUUCAUAUACUUGCAUAUGUGACCUUUGUGAACAGAAAUUUGCAUGUAUAAUCUGUGUUUACUUGUAACUUUCUGGUUAUAUUAUAUACUGCUUAUAUCUGUGGAUUCAAGUUUCUUAAGUGAGUACCAAUAAAAAAGAAAAACCUAGGCCAUGUUCAUUGGUUAUACAUGUUUGAGGUGUUAACCAAUAUAUUUGUCACAGUUGUGGUUUUUAUUUACUGUUACACUUUCUUGCAUGCUUUAACAAAUUAUUCCAUUUUUAAUCUAGAGUGUUCUAAAAACUGCUACUAAAAAUCUGAGUUUUAAAGCUUUUGGUGCUGGUGGAUUUCUUGUUCCUGUUACAUAAGUAAAAAUUGGACUAUUCAUAGUCUUUUCAGACCUUCGGAGUUCAAAACGCUAAGCUCAUGUUUAGACAUGUCUAAGUGUUAACAAUAAACUUGGAAAUAACAUGGAAUAACAAGAAUUAGUUGUAUCAGCCUUUCAAAAUAUGUUGGGAUAAUUGGUUUAAGAGAUUACUGUCAAGCAGAUUUUUAAUUUAAAAAAGAAUUUAAGAGAUUCUCUUUGAACCACUUAGAUCUAUUAAAGGAUGUAUCAAAUGGAAGAAAUUUUAUGAUCUACCACUGAGGGGAAAAUGACACUUUAAUGUAACAUGCACAAAAAAUCCUUGCCAGUUUACUUCAGUUUAAUUUUGGCCUUUACUCAUUACCAGCUUUUAAUUCCAACUGUUAACUAACAGUAGCUAUAUACAAAGCAUUUUGUGUACAGUGGCAUCCCUUGUUUUCUGUCAGCUUUUUUUCAUAGGUCUUACUUUGUUAGUUAGAUAUACCAAGGUGUAGAAAAGAAUGUUUAAUAUCUUCAUUUGCUAGGGUUUGGAAAGUAUAAAUUCUCAUAAAUUGCUAAUGAUGAAUAAACCUGUAACAGCUA